GAUUUCUUGUUCAGAAACUAUGUUUAGAACAUUAUUAUUCUGUUUAUUGAUCUAGAGGAAAGAAUGUUUUGGAAUCUGAUGCCUUUUACCACCAGAGACUUCUCCAUUCGGUCCCUGGCCGACCGCCUGGGGGACCUGGAUUACCUUAUCUACGUGUUCCCCGACCGGCCAAAAGAUGAAGUAUACUCCAAAUAUUACACGCCAGUUCCAUGCGAGCCUGCCACUGCCAAAGCAGUGGACGGAUACGUGAAGCCACAGAUCAAGCAAGUGGUCCCUGAGUUUGUGACUUCUGCAGACUCUGCUGGGGGCAGUGCCACCUACAUGGACCAGGCCCCCUCCCCGGCUAUGGGUCCCCAGGCUCAUUACAACAUGUACCCACAGAACCCUGACCCCGUCCUUGACACCGACGGGGACUUCGAUCUGGACGACACGAUGGACGUGGCGCGCCGCGUGGAGGAACUCUUGGGCCGACCUAUGGACACUCAGUGGAUCCCUCAUGCGCAGUCGUGACCUCCAUCGCCUCCGUCAGAGUCUCGGCCCUCGUGAGAGGAGUUCUUCUUGUGGAUAUUUUAAUUCCAUGAAUCGCUUCUCCCUGGAAACAAUACUCAUAAUGUGAAGUGUUAAUGCUAGUAGUGACUUUAGUGUUUCUGUGCAUGGUGGCCCCAGUGCAGGGAGCGUGUGUGUGUGUGUGUGUGUGCGUGUGUGUGUGUCCGUGUGUCCGUGUGUGUUCCUCCCCCUUGCUGUCCAGACAGAGGCCGUGGUUGUUUGAACCUUGUGCACAAAGGCAGUUGGCUCCACGCGCCCUGGCACAUGGCCGUGUGUCUUGAGGUGCCUGGACUUCGACGUGUGGCUGUUCAAGUAAGAGAAGGACGCGGGGAGGAGAAAGCACCUCCUCUCUGGCGAGUCUUUGUCACUGUGUGUGCCAGGCAAUUGUGCUGUAGCCAUGAUUGUCUCUCCUUUUCUUCUGCAAUGUGGAAACCGCCUCCUGACAAAGAAUGCCAGUCCGCCGUCCGCCCCCCACCCCAUUUUCCCGGGUAGGGAUGGGGAAAGGGGGCAACUUAGGAGGAUUGUUGGGGCAAAGGGAGCCAGAGGUCUUCGGAGGGGUAGUGGCUUUUGUAAAUAACAUGUAACCCGUCUUCGUGUUUUCUCCGUCCCUCCUGCCCUCCCUGGCUGCGUCCCUCUCUCCUCCUCUCACUCAGUUCCUCUGUGUGCGCACACGUGCAGAUGAGCUAGAGGGCAGAAGAGAGGGUCACGCCACUGAAGCUUACAGUGUUGGUGUCCUUUGUGUCGCGGCCAGAGUGGAAUGCCCAGCCCUGACCCGCAGGCGCCGAGAGCAUCACCUCGUCGCCCAGGGAAGCUGCCGUCCCAUCUGCCCAUCCUCCCUCCGCGCUGGGAGGCUGACCGACGCCAGCUCUUCGCAAAUGUCGGACAGUGUUUUUGCUUCUAACUUGGGACUUCUUGUUUUCCUCUCCCCACCUCAUCUGACAUUGAAGUUCUCUCGUCCUGUGUCAGGUCCUGUGCCAUUCCUACCCAGGUCACCUCAUUUCCCUUCACUGAUCGUGCGCGAUGUCUCGGGGAGUGGGCGGCAGGAGUGCGGCCCGAACCCAAGGCCAGCAUGUCCAGCAGGUGUUGUUGCCCACCUGGUGCAGGGUGCUGGGGGUCAGGCAUGGGGAGUUUGGGGAAAUGCAGUCGGCAGGUUUGUGGGAAGUUUAGUAAGCUGCAGAAAGAAAAAGGCUCAAGGAUAAUUUUGUCCAUAGUUUCUUCCGUGGCUCCACGCCAGAAGGAAGGAAUGGGCUAUGGCAUGCAGGUGGGAAGAGAGGGGAGCAGGUAUAGUUUUCAGGUUAGGCCUACAAGGUCGCCCCUGGCCCCCUCUCCGAAAGGAUAUGACGAGGCCCAAGAAAUAAUGGCCCUAAAAACCGUAUUUUUAUAUGUGUGAGUAAAUAAACAUAUUUUUUUUACAAAAACUAACUUCUGAACUUACCAGUGUUUUGAUGUUAAAGGAACCUAUUUCUCUGUAGUAAAUUAUUUAUUGGAAAAUGACUUUUUAAAAGCUGCUGUUUGCGCUGGCUUGGUUUCAUACACUGAUUUAUUUUUCUAUGCCAGGCAGUAGACUCUCUCUGCCUCUGAGGCGCAGGCCGACCCCUCCGUGGAUACCAGCGUUGAUGUAGGAUGCUGCUAAGCCCCUUGCGUACCCCUCAGGAUUCAAUUAAAAUCCUCCCUGUGAGGACGGGAGUGUUGGGGAAAGGUGUAAGGAAACCUAACCCAGUCUCGAAGAGCCCUCACCUGCCUGUCACUCAGGCUUCACCAACGCCUGCCUCAAGAGGGACGCCCUCAUUGUCCCAGCUGGGGGGACGAGAGUGGGGGGGUAUCGACCCGCUGGGAAGUGGGCCCAGCCCUGGGGCAUGGCAAGGUCUAGCGCUCACCUCACAGCUGCCAGUGGGGUUGAGGAGACAGGUGCCCAAUGUGGGGCUCCUUCCAGAGCUUGUACAGUCGCUGAGCUGUCCUCAGUUUUCCCGAGAACUGUGCCUGUCGAUGGGAGAGAUUUUCGACGGAAAGGCGCGCUCGCUAUCUGCACUGUACUUUCUCUCUUCUCCCCGUUCCUGCAAACCAGAGGAGGCCGCGGGAAGCCCGGACCGCCCCGGCCUCUGGCUCGCUCCCAGGCACACACAGAGUCAUCAGCGUCCCAGCUCCACGUGUGCGGCGUGCAGGGUUUUGUGGGGGUGGCGGGGAGACAAAGUGAAUAUAACUUAACGUGGAAGUAUACUUUUUAUAACUUUUCUUUUUAAAACUUUGUGAAAUUAUUUCAGAUACAUAUUUUAGUGUCGAGGCCAAAUAGCAUUAGCCAGCAAGAAAAAAGUAUUGUGUACAAUUCUCCUUGGGCCAAUCACAAAAUAAUGUAUUUUAUGUUACAAUAAAGCCUUCCUCUGAAGGGGCAA
Messenger RNA from Myotis davidii, 2936 nucleotides. RefSeq names its product signal transducer and activator of transcription 5B-like. Bases 64 to 510 code for a protein of 148 amino acids. The record is from RefSeq and is a predicted model, not a curated record. The transcript has 4 exons. NCBI's taxonomy places the organism in Eukaryota, Metazoa, Chordata, Mammalia, Chiroptera, Vespertilionidae.